Molecule: messenger RNA, 5202 nt
Organism: Chara braunii
Lineage: Eukaryota; Viridiplantae; Streptophyta; Charophyceae; Charales; Characeae
Source: the annotation of a GenBank genome assembly
UCAGUUUUUUUUUUUUUUUUUUUUUUUUUUUUUUUUUUUUUUUUUUUUAAUAGAAGCCAGUUGCUGUUGCUGCUGCAGAAAAAAAAAAAAGAGCUUUAAAAAAAAAGGAAAAAGGAUGGAGCUGCUGCAGGGCCUCCGAAGAACCGCGUUACAGAGAUCGCUUGGCAGCAGAAGCAGACACCACGUGUCACAACUUGCGGUCGAAAUGGAUAAGACGAACGGAUGGCACAAGUCGUCGUCGUUUGUGAAAUGGAUAAGCUAUUCUUAUUAUCGGGGAUGGGAUCUCGACUACAGGCUUGGCAGCAGAAGCAGACACCACGUGUCACAACCGCAGACGUCCGUCAUCGCCUUUUCGACCGCAAGAUGGGAUCCCGACUACAGGCUUGGCACUCUUCGUUCUCGUCUUCCUGCAGCAGUGAAUGUUGGACUGAGAGGAAAUCCCGAUGACAUAUCUCAAUUGGCUUUUUUUGGGAUCGGAAGUACAAAACUAGAAAACACUUAUCUUUAUCUGGAAAAUAAUAAUAAUAAUAAUCAUAAUAAUAAUAGUACUACUAAUAUAGUUAAUGAUUAUCCUGCGGAUCAUCAUCAUCAUCAUCAUCAUCAUCAUCAUCAUCCACAACAUCAUCAUCAACAUCAUCAACAUGAGAAAGUGGAAAUGGCGUGCUCCUCCUGGUGUGAUCCGCCUGGUCAGGGAUUGAGGAAACGACAAGUGGCGUUGCCACGUGGAUGGUUGUGGAUAAGGUUGAGUAGGAGAAGAUUGGGGAGUUUUGGGAUAAGAAGAAGAGUGGAGGCGGAGGAGGAGGAGGAGAAGGAGAAGACGAGUGGCACUCUGCAGCGGCAGCCCUCGGGCGACUCUCGACAGGUUGGACUUGUUGUUGGUGGAGUUGGCACGUGUGAAAGGGAAAGGAAAGUGGAUAAGGUUUUGUUAGCAGCGUUGCCACGUGGAUGUGUGUCGGAUAAUAACGAACUGGAUAAGGUUUCCGAAGCAGCAGCAGCAGCAGCAGCGGCGGCGGCAUUGCCACGUGGAUGUAGAUCGGAUCGAAAUCUCGAUCCCGACGCAGAUGCGGACGAAGCCGCAUCUGCGGAUUGGGGGGGGGCGCAUGGUGGUGGUGCUCCUCGCAAUCUUCUUUUCUUAUCGGUCGGGACCCCGACUGAUAACGUCAGUGGACUGCUGCUUGAUCGCCGGAGGCGGCUGAUGACGUCAACAGGAAGUGAAUCUCGACGGACACCGCUGGAUCGCGACGAAGUUCAUCAGAGGGGUGGAUUGUUGUUGAUGUCAACUUCUUGCCAGGUGAUGGCGACCCUCGGAGGAGCUACUAGAGGGGCUUGUCAUCAAACAUCCUCCUCCUCCUCCUCCUCCUCCUCCUCCCCCUCCUCCUCCUCUUCGUCUUCUACUUCUGCGUUAGCCUUGUGGUGGUGGAGGAGGAACCGGAGCUUGACACGUGGCAUGCACUUUGAGAGUGUACGAUUAGGGAUUGAUGAGCAGGGGGAGGGGGAGUUUGGGGAGCAGGGGGAUUUGCGGCGGGGAGUGGCCGGAGGGGGAGUUGGGAUCGGGGUGGGUGACGAGGGAAUGCAGAGCGAGCUAAAGCAGGAGGAAGAGGAGGAGGGAGUGAUAUGCACAAGAUCGCGGCCGACUGGCGAUGAACCUAGCGCUGGUGAUAAGAGAGAUGCCGUCCCGAUCGGAGGCCGUAGUAAGAGAACUGAUGGAAGAGAUGGGAUCCCAGCCGCUGGAUAUGUCGCCGACGGUGGAGAUGGAAGACAACGACUCAUAAGAAGAAGGAGAAAGGGACCAAGGCAGGAGCGAGAGAGAGCGGAGGAGGAGGAGGAGAGGGAGGAGAGGGAGGAAAGGGAGAAAGUACCUUUUCUCACUGCUAUUCUGGUCGGCAGGCCCAAUGUUGGGAAGUCGGCUUUGUACAAUCGUCUCGUCAGACGGAGAGAAGCCCUGACCCAAGUUCAAAUCCAGAUGCAAUCAGAUGCGAAGGGAGAGAUAGGGGUGCAGAGAAGACCUGGCAGUUGGCGGCACACGGUGCGCUGGGUUCCAGUGUCGGGUGAAGGUCCUCUGAUUACGACGGCUCUGAACUAUGAUGGGGGAGAGGUAGUCCGACUGAAGGUCUGCAUAGAAGGGGGGAGAGAGGAGGAGAUGCAAGGUGACCAGAGGCUGCAGGCUGCCAUUUCCGAAGCGUGCGACAGGGCGGAACGGAGGUGCAGACGAGAUGGGGUGACUGUGGGCUUGAGGGUGACGGUCAUCUAUCACGAGACCGAGUCAUCAACUGGGACCAAGACAAGGGAGGAACAACAUAACGAGAGAGACUCGGGCGGGGAAAGCAAAAUGAGCGAGGCGGACCGAGAGACGGAUCUCAGGUCCUGGAACAGACCCGAGGAGAUCCAAAAGCACCACCGAGCCGCGGAGCCGGUGGAAAAGGGACCUGAGGCCAGCUCGCGACAACCGACUCCCAGAGGCCGCGGGACCGGAGGAAAACCGAGUAAAGAUGUCGUAGCUGCCACCAAGGCUCAGCAGGAGGCAGCAGAGGCAGAACGUCAGCGGCUGGCCAAUGAGGCGGCAACCCACGCUCAGCAGACUGCUGAGGCUGACGCAGCAGCACGAGACAAACGGAAUGCCGCCAGUACGGAUGGGAAGAGUAUUGCGCCCUCCGAGGCCGAGCGGGCCCGGAUUGCCGCCCUUCUGAGAGAGAAAAAGGAGAAGAGAGAGAUCCUUAAGCAGGCGAAGUUAAAGGCCAUUGAGGAGGAGCAGGCGGCGAAGAAGAAGAGAUUAGAGGAGGAAAUGUUGAGAUUUCAGAAAGAGAAGAUGAUGCUGUUAGAGAGAGAGGAGGAGGAAAGAAGAAAGGUUGCAGAGGAAGAAGCAACAAGAGAGGAGGAGGAAGAAGGAAAAGAAGAGCCCCUUGAAAGAAAACGUGGAGGAGAGAGAGGGGAAGCAAGUGGCACGAAGGAGGAGGACAGAUGGAGGGAGAAAAAAAUUAGUGAAUGGGUGGCUAACUUAUCAUUGGGAGAAGAUGAAGAGGCACAACAGUAUGUGCCGCAGGAGGAAAGGGAGGUGUUUGCCAGGGCACUAGAGUUGAUAGAGGAUCCCUUGGAACGCCAGGCGACAGAAGAUGAAAAGAAGUUGGAGUGGAAGUUGAAGAUGAUGAGGGAGAAGAAGAGAAGGAGGGAGGAAGCCAGCAGAAUAGCCGGGGAGGUCGAGCGAGUGCGAACCGGCAGGCAGGAGCUACAGGCCAAAACGGAGGUCUCUGCCAAGUUAGAUAAGAUGAUGGGCUUCCUGGAAAUAUUGAGCGAGGCCUGGAUGGAGGAGCAUCAGGCCCGUAAGGGUCAAGAGGUGACCCUACAAGCCAUGCGAUCCGGGUUCAGGGAGUUUGCGAGCGACGUGGUGGGCCACGUCGGGUCUGAAAUUAGAAGAUUGAGGGAUGGCGUAGACAAGUUGUGCGCCGGCGCCAUUGAGACAGCCAAAGUUGUGGCCACAACAGAGGCCACGGCUCGCCCCCGCAAAGAGCCAGUUAAGCUAAAGUUCCCUGACCCAUAUAGCGGGAAGGAGGAUAAUUUCGAUAACUGGGAGGCUAGCAUAAAUACCUAUGUCUUUUUGCAGCACAUAGCCCCCGAGGAACAGGUCCUCGUUGCCUUCCACGCCUUAAAAGGCGAAGCAGCCAGCUUCGGCAGGUCUCUCGCACGUGCCGCAGAUUGUGAGCACAAUAUGAUCGCAUACUCUAGGCUUACCCCCCUCACCACUUUCCUCAAACUCCUGCGCAAGAGGUUUGCUGACAUCACAAGAGGCGUCAAGGCCUCUGAUAAGUUACAAACCAUCCAUUCGCGACAGCGGAGGAGUGCGAGAGCACUCAAGGCUGUCAUGGACGACUUGGUAGCCGUCCUAGACCAUGGGGUCACUGAGACCCAGUUGGUCCAGUUGUUUUAUUGUGCCAUGCCAGAGCCCUUACGAGGGCACUUUUUUGACAAGACCCAACAGCCUAACAUUACGUACGACGCGUUGAGCAGGGAGGUGGUCUUGUUUGAGGCCAAGUCCAUGCCAGUUUCCACUUUCUGGCACAAGGACUUAGACAAGGGAAAGAAGUGGAAAGGGCGUACCAUCUCUGGUCAGGGCAUAGCAAAGCUUGGGGACUUGCAGUUCAAAGUCAUUGACACCGCUGGAAUGGAGCUGACGGCGACUCAAUCGAACUUGCUGGCACGGGCAACAGCACUGACGCAAAGUCUCCUUCAUAGGUGCGAUCUUGCGCUUCUACUUGUUGAUGGAAGAGCAGGGAUCCAGCCGUUGGAUAUGGACUUAGCAAACUGGCUGAGGAGGCAGGAUGUGCAGACAAUCUUAGUUGUGAACAAAUGUGAGGGAGGAUCCGGCAAAGAUGGGGCAAUAACUGCUGUUGUGGCAGAAGCGCAUGUCCUUGGUAUGGGUGAGCCUGUUGCUGUUUCCGCGGAGGCUGGAGAGGGCAUGGUUGACUUGUACAGUCGGAUGCAACCGCUUGUCGACUCAUUUGGGAAAAGUGAGGAGGAGGAUGUCGACCAGGAAGAGGGAGGUGGAGAAGCAGAAGAUGUGCAAUUCCAAGGACUAGCUGAAACUUCAGAGUGCGAGGCAAAGAAUGAGCAGGAGACCUUAGAUGGUGCGGAAACGGAAGAGAAGUCUCCUGCGAAUAUUCCAUUGCAAUUCGCCAUUGCAGGCAGGCCAAAUGUGGGGAAAUCAACUCUGGUAAACGCUUUGCUGGGCGAGGAGAGAGUCCUGACAGGUGCAGAACCUGGACUGACCCGAGACUCAGUUCGAAUCCGCUUCGAAUAUCAAGGCAGACCUGUCUGGCUUGUUGACACGGCAGGAUGGAUGCACAGGACCCUGCUCCAAGUCGGGCCGACAUCUCUGAGUGCUAUGGAUGCUCGACGCAAUCUGAUGCGUGCGCACGUAGUAGCACUGAUGGUUGAUGGUGUGGAGGCACUCGCAGCCCGGGCUACAAUGAAGCAUUCGGAAAUUGCACUAGCAAGAUGGGUCACAGAAGAAGGGCGUGCGCUGGUGGUAAUUGUGAACAAAAUGGAUGCACUGUCCGCAGCUGACCGCAAGAAAGUUAGGGAGGCAGUCUCUCAAGAGUUGCAGACAAUCUUGCCACAGUGUGCAUGCAUGCUGCAGUACCCGCUCUGAACACACUUACUCUGCAGUGACGUCAAUGUCCUUGUGGUCAGUAAACACAAUUGCACGCU